GCGUGCAAGAGGCCGUAACAUAGAGUCGCACCAGUUACUGACUGAAGAGAAGAAAGAAGUCAUAAUCCCACUGUAGUCGUCUAAGGCCCUGUAUCUAUGAACAUGGACCAGAGCAACUCCGACAACACGAGGACGCCGCCUACGGCCAGCGGCGUGACUAAUCAACCCACGACGCUUGCCGGUUUGACUCGAAACCCGUCUACGGCCUCGACUUCUCCUUUGUUGACUGCUCUUUUGGAUUCGGAAUCGGCUGUGGACGUGGCCUCGACAAUGACUCCGCCUCCGUAUCCGGCUUCGGCGGCGGCCGCGCAUGCGAAUCCGGCUGCACAUCCAUUUGCUGCUCUGGCUACAACGACGGAUUCGGCAACGCACGUCGCUUCGACUACUGCGGCUGAAGUUAUGGCCGUGCCCCCAACCCCUGCCAGUGCCGCUGCUGCUGCUGCUGCCGCCGAACCUAUCAACGAAAAUGUUUCUACGAACUUCAGAUGGAACACAAGUUGGGCAUACUUGGAGCGCCAGGAAGCGGCUACGAGGCAAGCGCCAAUAAGACAACGUCCCCUGCAAAGGCCUCUGGACGAUGACCGAAACGCCCGUGUCGUGCGAGGAACGUACUACGCCAAGGCUUACCCGUGCGACCACUGUCGCUACCACUUCGACGUUCACCUAGACCGACGGGAGGCCUUGGUAAACUGGUUCAAGGACAGCGACAACCUAGACUACCACGUGUUGUUUCUGUUGAGCGUGCUGUUCGCCACCGCCCUGUCGAUGUCCCUCACGUUCGCGUGGCUCGAAGCCUCCCACCGGGCGGCCAACUGGCCCCUGUGGCUGACUGUACCUCUGGGGAUCGCCUUGGCCGUGCACAGCUGCGUGUGGGCAUGCGUGGCUCUCUACUGCCUGUGGCAGUACCCCAAGGCGUUCUGGAGAUGGAAGAACCAGACGCUGCCGCUGGUCGCCCAGCAUUUCAUGCGCAUGACCACGACGUCCGAUCCGGCGGCUGACGAAAUGCCGUAGCAUGAAGCCCGAGGUCGUGCGUUAUCAGAAGACGCAGUGACCGGAGAAUUCGCACUAACUCCCGCGUAUCUAA
Molecule: messenger RNA, 1084 nt
Organism: Dermacentor albipictus
Lineage: Eukaryota; Metazoa; Arthropoda; Arachnida; Ixodida; Ixodidae
Source: RefSeq, a predicted model, not a curated record